AUGCAACAAACAAGCUCGAACGAGUUGUCUCCCAUUGGAGCCUUCCUCAUGAGGAUCCUUUGGCUACUCUUCACAUCGGCCGCCAACUGCCUCCAGCUUCUCGACGCCACCUUGUGGCCGGCUUGGAAGGCAUCGGUCAUGUGGCUGGACCACCACACCAUCGGUACAAUCAUCAGCAUUGUCGACGCCGUCACAGGCACACACUCACUUUCGACAAUCACGCCGUUCGGUAUGCUGGCCAGACUCGCCGCAUCUCUGCUGUACAAAAUCAUCGACUGGUUCCCCGAGGUUCCAUCGUUCCCCGAGCAGAGGUGUGGUUCCAACUAUCGCAGUUGUUCGACUCAGACAACAACGGACGAUCCCAACAUCUCAGCCAUGCUGGAGUUCUUCGGUUCUGGUCUCGACUACCUCACCGAGUUCUUCGCCACUGGUCUGAAGUCCGUUGUGUCACCCUUCGACGGCAACACUCCCAAGUCCUCGACUUCCUCUCUCGUCGCUGUCCCGCGCACCCCUGUGAGACAGCAAAGCUCGCUCGCCAACAAGACCAAGAGCACGAGUCCCUCGUUUUACGGUUCCGACGAUGACGCGGCCUAG
Molecule: messenger RNA, 594 nt
Organism: Neurospora tetrasperma FGSC 2508
Lineage: Eukaryota; Fungi; Ascomycota; Sordariomycetes; Sordariales; Sordariaceae
Exons: 1
Coding region: 1-594 (197 amino acids)
Source: RefSeq, a predicted model, not a curated record